Messenger RNA from Dromiciops gliroides (monito del monte), 5185 nucleotides. RefSeq names its product splicing factor 3b subunit 1 (gene SF3B1). Gene Ontology annotation, molecular function: mRNA binding. Gene Ontology annotation, biological process: spliceosomal complex assembly. NCBI's taxonomy places the organism in Eukaryota, Metazoa, Chordata, Mammalia, Microbiotheria, Microbiotheriidae. The record is from RefSeq and is a predicted model, not a curated record. The coding region runs from base 1382 to 4855 and encodes 1157 amino acids. The transcript is spliced from 22 exons. Gene Ontology annotation, cellular component: U2 snRNP; catalytic step 2 spliceosome; U2-type prespliceosome.
AUUCUUCAUGUUUAUAAUACAAGUUUUCUUUCUAGGUAGAAGGACAAGAAAAAAAUGAGCCAAUGCCAUAGAAACGCAAAGGGUUAAAGGUUUUUCUUUUCAUUUUGUUUUGGGUUACGCAUACUGUACUUUGAACAAAUGUGUGUGUUUCUGCUCAAAAUACUUUCAAGUCUCUGAAAACUUUGAAAGUUUUCAUUUCCAAAUUAUAGAAUUUUAAAUUUAUUAUUUUUGAAAUACUAUUUUCUCAGAAUAGAGCCCAUUGCUCUAAUCAUAACUCUGUAGUGCACCUACUUUGCUUUAAGCAUUCCUAAGUUAAAACAAAAGUAUAUAUACAAAGACUUUGAUCCUCUUAAUAGUUGAAGUCUGUUUUGCUAAUUUUAGUAUGCAAGUCAGUUCAAGGGGCAUAGUGGGCCUGAUGGAAGCUUUCCUCAGGUGAGUGAGUUUCACAAUCAAAAUAAGGUGCCUGUUUCUUAAAAUUAGACUCUGUUGCAGGUUUUACAAAUUAGAAUUUCUGCCUGCAUGAAUUAGUAGGGAUAUUUUUUUACUUGCUUAAUUGUAAUUGAUUUAAACAUGUAUGUCAGAAUUCACAGGCCCAUACUAACUGUCCUUAAUUUCUUUCCUACAGCAGUACUGCUAUAUGCCAGUCCUGUCUGCAUUCUUAAGGGUGCAGUUCAACACAUCCUGUGUAGAUUAUGGUGAAAAAGUAUUCCAAAGGAAGUCUUAUCAAAGCUAGUGUCAGAAUGACACUGCUAAUUGGGCAUGGUCUUCAGCAUAGAAAAUGUUUAAGAAUUUAAUUUCCCCCCCCAAAUUGUGAUGCUAUACUAUUUGUAUAGCACAUUUUCCCAUUUCUGAGAGUAGUGUGCCUCCUUGCAUCUUGUUCUUAAUUGGGCUUCUUUAAAAUAUUUUGAAGUUUAAAGAGCAAAUAAUGAAACUUCAGGGAUAGAGUUACACAUCUCAUUGUACACGAUUUUGUGUGUGUGUGUAUCAUAGUAAUUGUAGAUGUAACAUUUGAAGUAAUUUAUAAUUACGUUUUCACAAGAGAAAAUAUAAAAAUUUUCUGCAGCAUAGUCAUGGAAAUUAAAAAAAAAAAAAAGAAGCCCUCUCAUAACAUGGCACUUGAAUACAAAUGUAGAAGUGUUUUGAUCAGAUUUGCCAAAGUAUAACUGUAUCCUAGAACUUUAUGUGAUACACUGACCUAGGCUUAGUUAGUGAAAGUCAGGAUUUCAACAGUUUGCACAGGUAAUGUUUUGAAUAUAAAUAUCUUUCCAAAGUGUUACUAAUGGUAAAGAGAUAAUUUUCUAGGCUGCUGUUCUGCUGCUUGAAGUCAGAACUGCUGGUGGAGACAAAGGCACGAAAGUGAGGCAAGACACCUGAUCCUAAAAUGAAUGCGAGGACUUAUAUGGAUGUUAUGCGAGAACAGCAUUUGACUAAAGAGGAGAGGGAAAUUAGGCAACAGCUUGCAGAAAAAGCUAAAGCUGGAGAACUUAAAGUUGUCAAUGGUGCAUCAUCCCAGCCUCCUUCAAAACGCAAAAGGCGUUGGGAUCAGACAGCUGAUCAGACUCCUGGUGCAACUCCAAAAAAGCUCUCAAACUGGGAUCAAGCAGAGACUCCUGGGCAUACACCUUCUUUGAGGUGGGAUGAAACACCUGGUCGUGCAAAGGGUAGUGAGACGCCUGGAGCAACACCUGGCUCAAAAAUAUGGGAUCCUACUCCUAGCCAUACACCAGCAGGAGCUGCUACUCCUGGACGUGGUGAUACACCUGGUCAUGCAACACCCGGUCAUGGAGGUGCAACUUCAAGUGCACGUAAAAACAGAUGGGAUGAGACCCCUAAAACUGAGAGAGAUACUCCUGGUCAUGGAAGUGGAUGGGCUGAGACUCCUCGCACAGAUCGUGGUGGAGAUUCAAUUGGUGAAACACCAACUCCUGGAGCAAGCAAAAGAAAGUCACGUUGGGAUGAAACACCUGCUAGUCAGAUGGGUGGGAGCACUCCUGUUUUGACUCCUGGUAAAACACCAAUUGGCACACCUGCUAUGAACAUGGCAACACCUACUCCAGGUCACAUAAUGAGCAUGACCCCUGAACAGCUUCAGGCAUGGAGAUGGGAGAGAGAAAUUGAUGAGAGAAAUCGUCCACUUUCUGAUGAAGAACUGGAUGCUAUGUUCCCAGAAGGAUAUAAGGUACUCCCUCCUCCAGCUGGAUAUGUUCCUAUUCGUACUCCAGCUCGGAAGCUGACAGCAACUCCUACACCUUUAGGUGGCAUGACUGGUUUCCACAUGCAAACCGAAGAUAGGACUAUGAAAAGCGUUAAUGACCAACCAUCUGGAAAUCUUCCAUUUUUAAAGCCUGAUGAUAUUCAAUACUUUGAUAAAUUAUUGGUGGAUGUAGAUGAAUCAACACUGAGUCCAGAAGAACAAAAAGAGAGAAAAAUAAUGAAAUUGCUUUUAAAAAUCAAGAAUGGAACACCUCCAAUGAGAAAGGCUGCGUUGCGUCAAAUCACUGACAAAGCUCGUGAAUUUGGAGCCGGGCCUUUGUUCAAUCAGAUUCUUCCGUUGCUGAUGUCUCCAACACUUGAAGAUCAAGAGCGUCAUUUGCUCGUAAAAGUUAUUGAUAGAAUUUUGUACAAGCUAGACGACUUAGUUCGACCAUAUGUACAUAAGAUCCUUGUCGUUAUUGAACCACUGUUGAUUGAUGAAGAUUACUAUGCCAGAGUGGAAGGCAGGGAGAUAAUUUCAAAUUUGGCUAAGGCUGCUGGCCUGGCAACCAUGAUUUCCACUAUGCGACCUGAUAUUGAUAACAUGGAUGAAUACGUCCGUAAUACAACAGCUCGAGCUUUUGCUGUUGUUGCAUCUGCCUUGGGCAUUCCUUCGCUGUUGCCCUUCUUGAAAGCCGUGUGUAAGAGCAAGAAGUCCUGGCAGGCUAGGCAUACUGGUAUUAAGAUUGUACAGCAGAUUGCUAUUCUUAUGGGUUGUGCCAUCCUCCCUCAUCUCAGAAGUUUAGUUGAAAUCAUCGAGCAUGGUCUUGUGGAUGAACAACAGAAAGUCCGGACCAUUAGUGCUUUGGCUAUUGCUGCUCUGGCUGAAGCAGCUACACCUUAUGGCAUUGAAUCUUUUGAUUCUGUGUUAAAGCCUUUGUGGAAAGGUAUCCGCCAGCACAGAGGAAAGGGCUUGGCUGCCUUCUUGAAAGCUAUUGGUUACCUUAUUCCUCUCAUGGAUGCAGAAUAUGCAAACUACUAUACUAGAGAAGUGAUGUUAAUCCUUAUCAGAGAAUUCCAGUCUCCUGAUGAAGAAAUGAAAAAAAUUGUAUUGAAGGUGGUAAAGCAGUGCUGUGGGACUGAUGGUGUGGAAGCAAAUUACAUCAAAACAGAGAUUCUUCCUCCUUUUUUCAAACAUUUUUGGCAACACAGAAUGGCCUUGGACCGAAGAAAUUAUAGACAGUUAGUGGAUACCACAGUGGAGUUGGCAAACAAAGUAGGUGCAGCAGAAAUUAUUUCCCGGAUUGUGGAUGAUCUGAAAGAUGAGGCUGAACAAUACAGGAAAAUGGUUAUGGAAACUAUUGAGAAAAUAAUGGGGAACUUGGGUGCAGCAGAUAUUGACCACAAACUUGAAGAGCAGCUUAUUGAUGGCAUCCUUUAUGCCUUUCAGGAACAGACCACAGAGGACUCAGUCAUGUUGAAUGGUUUUGGCACAGUAGUCAAUGCCCUUGGCAAAAGAGUCAAACCAUACUUGCCUCAGAUCUGUGGUACUGUUCUGUGGCGUUUGAACAACAAAUCAGCCAAAGUCAGACAACAGGCUGCUGACCUCAUCUCUCGUACUGCUGUUGUUAUGAAAACUUGUCAGGAGGAAAAAUUGAUGGGACAUUUGGGUGUUGUCUUGUAUGAGUACUUGGGUGAAGAGUACCCUGAAGUAUUGGGAAGCAUCCUCGGAGCUCUGAAGGCCAUUGUGAAUGUAAUAGGUAUGCACAAGAUGACUCCACCAAUUAAAGACUUAUUGCCAAGGCUUACACCAAUCUUAAAGAACAGACAUGAGAAAGUACAAGAAAACUGUAUUGAUCUUGUUGGACGUAUUGCUGACAGGGGAGCGGAAUAUGUGUCUGCAAGAGAGUGGAUGAGAAUUUGCUUUGAACUUUUAGAAUUGUUAAAAGCUCAUAAAAAAGCUAUCCGGAGAGCCACAGUCAACACAUUUGGUUAUAUUGCGAAAGCCAUUGGACCUCAUGAUGUAUUGGCUACACUGCUAAAUAACCUCAAAGUUCAAGAAAGACAAAACCGAGUAUGUACAACAGUGGCCAUAGCUAUUGUAGCAGAGACAUGUUCACCAUUUACAGUCCUGCCUGCAUUGAUGAAUGAAUAUCGAGUUCCGGAACUGAACGUUCAGAAUGGUGUUUUAAAAUCACUUUCUUUCUUGUUUGAGUACAUUGGAGAAAUGGGAAAAGACUAUAUAUAUGCCGUAACGCCAUUACUUGAAGAUGCUUUGAUGGACAGAGAUCUUGUACACAGACAGACUGCCAGUGCAGUGGUGCAGCACAUGUCUCUUGGGGUGUAUGGAUUUGGUUGUGAAGAUUCUCUUAAUCAUUUGUUGAAUUACGUUUGGCCUAAUGUAUUUGAGACAUCCCCUCAUGUUAUUCAAGCAGUUAUGGGAGCCCUGGAAGGCCUGAGAGUUGCUAUUGGACCAUGCAGAAUGUUGCAGUACUGUUUGCAGGGUUUGUUUCAUCCAGCCAGAAAAGUCAGAGAUGUGUACUGGAAGAUUUACAAUUCUAUCUACAUUGGUUCACAGGAUGCACUCAUAGCACAUUAUCCAAGAAUCUACAACGAUGAAAAAAACACCUAUAUUCGUUAUGAACUUGACUAUAUCUUAUAAUUUUAUUUGUUUGUUUUUGUGUUUAAUGCACAGCUGUUCACACCUUAAACUUGCUUCAAUUCGGUGAUGUAAAAUUUUAAACAUUGCAGAUCAGCAUAGAACUGGUCAUAGAAGAAGAGCUAGAAAUCCAGUAGCAUGAUUUUUAAAUAACCUGUCUUUGUUUUUGAUGUUAAACAGUAAAUGCCAGUAGUGACCAAGGACACAGUGAUUACACACAAUAUACUGGAGGGAUUUCAUUUUGAAUUCAUCUUUAUGAAGAUUUAGAUUUCAUUCCUUGUGUUUAAAGGGGAUGUUUAUUUGAAAAAUAAACAUUUGUGUACAAAAUGCUAA